This is a messenger RNA of Arachis duranensis, 1176 nucleotides long. RefSeq lists its product as uncharacterized. The record is from RefSeq and is a predicted model, not a curated record. The coding region runs from base 1 to 1176 and encodes 391 amino acids. The transcript has 5 exons. Gene Ontology annotation, molecular function: nucleic acid binding; zinc ion binding. NCBI's taxonomy places the organism in Eukaryota, Viridiplantae, Streptophyta, Magnoliopsida, Fabales, Fabaceae.
AUGGCGAGGUUAGGCCAACUGGCUGGAAAUGGAAAUGAAAAUGGCGAAGAAAAUACGAAUGAUAAUGCUGAGGGAAAUGGAGAUAACAUGGGAGGUGCUCCAAUCACCUUGGCUACUUUUCUCAAGGUUCAUCUGCCAAGUUUCCGAGAUUCAACCAACCCUACAGAAGUAGACAACUGGUAUUUGCUGCUUAUCAUCCGCCAACUUCUGGGAGAGUCCCAGCAUUGGUGGCAAGGAGAAUGUCGCUUGCUCCAACUUCAGAAUGCAGAUGUUCCUUGGGAUGUAUUCCAAACGGCCUUCUAUAUAAAGUAUUUUCCUGAGUCUGAAAGGGAAGCGAAGGAGAUGGAACUUAUGCAGCUGAAGCAAGGUUCCUUAUUUGUGGCGGACUACACUAGCCGAUUUGAGAAGCUUUGUAGGUUUUCUAGGGUGUGUCAGGGUACGCCGAAGACCUACGAAAGUUGGAAGUGUAUCAAGUACCAAAGGAGCUUGAAAGUUAGCAUCAUGACUGCUGUGGCUCCUAUGGAAAUUCGAAUCUUCUCCGACUUUGUGAACAAGGCGAGGGUGGUUAAGGAAUACACAAAGACAGUAGCUUCGUCAAAGGACACUCAUGGAGGAAAUACUAGUAGGGGAUGUGGCAAGUAUUUUCAUCCAAGGGGUCAGAGUUUCAAGAGAGGAGGAUAUGCGCCUCAAGGUCAAGGAGGCUUCAGAAAGAACACUCGUAAUCAGUUUAAGUAUGCGAAAGGGAGAGGGAAUCAUAGUAAGAUUUCUCUGGAUUUGACUUGUGUACGUUGUGGACAUUUUCAUCCAUAUGACUCUUGCAAGAUUGGUAUAGGUGGUUGCUUCAAAUGUGGAUUGCCUAGCCACAUUACGAGGGAUUGCACUCGUGGGAAGAAUCCGAAUGCGGUCUUAAUUGCAAUGUAUGAUACUGGAGCUUUGCAUUUGUUUAUUUCGUUUGCUAAAGUUGAGGAACUAGGCUUGAAAGUGUCAGAAAUGGCAUUUGAAAUGCAUAACAAGUACCUGCUGCCAAGGAUAGAUGACUUGAUGGAUCAACUACAAGGAGAUGGGGUGUUUUCCAAGAUUGAUUUGAGAUUCGGUUACCAUCAGAUAAGGGUGAAAGUGGAUGACAUUCUAAAAACUGCGUUUAGGACGCGCUAUGGACACUACGAGUUUACGUGA